GCUCGGGCUGCGCGGCGUGUGCAGGCGCCGCCGCUCGCUCCCCGCCGGAUUCUCUGCGCCGCCGCCGCCGCGCCGCUCUCCCUGCUCCGACUCCCGCGCCCCGCCGCCACCGGCUCCGGCUCGGGCCGCGCCGCGCUCCGCAGCCGCCACCUGGGGAUCCCGAGCGAGGCGCGGUCGUCCUUGUGGGAAGGAACCAUGAAUUGGCAUUUGCCCUUCUUCCUCGUGGCCACAGUGACUUUGCCCUCCGUGUGCACCCAGUUCAAUCCUCUGUCCCUGGAGGAGCUAGGCUCUGACACAGGAAUCCAGGUUUUCAAUCAGAUUGUCAAAUCCCGGCCUCAUGACAACAUUGUCGUCUCCCCCCAUGGGAUUGCAUCCAUCCUGGGGAUGCUUCAGCUGGGUGCCGAUGGCAGGACGAAGAAGCAGCUCACCACGGUGAUGAGAUACGGCGUGAAUGGAGUUGGCAAAGUGUUGAAGAAGAUCAACAAGGCCAUUGUCUCCAAGAAGAAUAAAGAUACUGUGAUAGUGGCUAAUGCAGUGUUUGUGAAGAAUGACUCUAAAAUGGAAGUGCCUUUUGUGACGAGGAACAAGGAUGUGUUUCAGAGUGAAGUCCAGAAUGUGAACUUCGAGGACCCGGCCUCUGCCUGUGACUCCAUCAAUGUGUGGGUUAAAAAUGAAACCCAGGGUAUGAUCGACAAUCUGCUCUCCCCAGAUCUUAUCGACGGUGUGCUCACCAAACUGGUCCUGGUCAAUGCAGUGUACUUUAAGGGAUUGUGGAAAUCACGGUUUCAACCUGAGAACACAAAGAAACGUACUUUUGUGGCAGCUGAUGGGAAAUCUUACCAAGUGCCGAUGCUAGCCCAGCUCUCCGUGUUCCGGUGUGGGUUCACAAGCACCCCCAAUGAUAUAUGGUACAACUUCAUUGAACUGCCCUACCACGGGGAAAGCAUCAGCAUGUUGGUUGUGCUGCCCACCGAGAGCUCCACCCCGCUGUCGGCCAUCAUCCCUCACAUCAGCACCAAGACCAUAGACAGCUGGAUGAGCGCCAUGGUGGCCAAGAGGGUACAGGUCAUCCUGCCCAAGUUCACAGCUGUAGCACAAACAGAUUUGAAGGAGCCAUUGAAAGUUCUUGGCAUCACCGAGAUGUUUGAUCCAUCAAAGGCAAACUUUACAAAAAUUACAAGGUCAGAGAACCUUCAUGUUUCUCACGUCUUGCAAAAAGCAAAAAUUGAAGUCAGUGAGGAUGGAACCAAAGCUUCAGCAGUAACGACUGCGAUUCUAAUUGCAAGGUCAUCGCCUCCCUGGUUUAUAGUAGACAGACCGUUUCUGUUUUUCAUCCGACAUAACCCUACAGGUGCUGUCUUAUUCAUGGGGCAGAUAAACAAGCCCUGAAGAGUACACAGAAGAAACUGUGCAAAGUUAAGAAGGCUUUGCUAAGAAGACUCUUUUCCUACAUCUCUCAUAGUUCUGUUGAAUAUUUUUGUACAUUGCUUUCUUUUUCAAAACUAGUUCUUAGGAACAGAGACUCAAAGAUGCUAGUGUCUAUAUUCUGAGGUGUGUUACAGGGAACAAAGGUCAGGAUGGCUGGAACACUGUGCUGAGAAAUGAAGAGGAAGGCUUCAAAAUGUCUAAAUAAUUCUUUAAACUACUGAGCAGU
This is a messenger RNA of Manis pentadactyla (Chinese pangolin), 1654 nucleotides long. RefSeq names its product serpin family E member 2 (gene SERPINE2). Gene Ontology annotation, biological process: negative regulation of plasminogen activation; negative regulation of endopeptidase activity. The record is from RefSeq and is a predicted model, not a curated record. Lineage: Eukaryota; Metazoa; Chordata; Mammalia; Pholidota; Manidae. The transcript has 9 exons. Gene Ontology annotation, molecular function: serine-type endopeptidase inhibitor activity. Bases 196 to 1389 code for a protein of 397 amino acids.